Messenger RNA from Sclerotinia trifoliorum, 1494 nucleotides. NCBI's taxonomy places the organism in Eukaryota, Fungi, Ascomycota, Leotiomycetes, Helotiales, Sclerotiniaceae. The record is from the annotation of a GenBank genome assembly.
UAGUCUAUCUUCAUGAAACAUGAAAUUACAGGAGCAAUCCUGGCGGCGUGAUUCCUUGUGAUAAAUCUUCUAUAUAUAAGAAGAAGUUGCUGUGCUACUCCUUACGCUUGGAAGCUUGAUCAUGGAAAGGACUACUCGAUCUUUAAACUAGUGUUAAUUUCACUUCGACAUUCGGAUUAGUAAACGUACAUCGCACUUUAUGCACGUGGUGGCAAAGCCAUUAUGCCAGAAAAAGAAGACACGUAAGAUUCCUCCUAUUCUCGCGUUUAGCGGUCGCGAGUAAAAGUAGUUCCAGCUGACAAACUUUGACCGGGAAGAUAUCACUGGGCUUUAAUCGUCGGGCCUAAAAGGGAGGGUAAAGAGUCACAAGGAACGCGUUUCCACGCCAAAGAGAGUAUGGUCUCUUCAUCUGGGAAACAAGAGUGGAAGUACGAAGAGGCGCCUAUUCGUCUCAUAGCCACGCAAAUGCUUCUGGUUCGAGUGAUGAUUGCGAAAAUCGAAGAUAAUGAUGGUGUGUUGCGGAUCCUGCGAGGGAUUCCUAUAAGAGGGGAGAAGGUUAGAAUUGUGUGGGAUGGGUGAGGGCGGCAUUAUUGGAGCUACGCAACGAUGGGAAGGUUUUAGGCACGUCUAUUGUGGAGUGGAUCACAGUUCGGGAUGCGGCCAUGGGCUAUUGUCAGAAGAAGAAGGAUGAGCAUCGUUUCGAUGGCGUGGUGGAGUGGAAGACUUAUAAGGCAGCAACGUUUAACUUGCUUGAUGGGAAGGAGAUGAUACCUUAGGGGCUUAUGGAUAAGUUCUACAUGCCCAAGAGAGAAAAAUGCCUCCUGGGACUGAGACCCACGAACAGGAUACCCGAUAGUCCCUACUGCAUUUCAACAAUGACAAUCUUUGGAUUUCUGAACUUAUUUGGGCAAUUCAGAUUCAAAAUGUGUGCUUGGCAAGGAUCAUUCCUCAACCCAAGUGUAUAUUCUCCGCCAUCUUCUGUACCGCAUCAUUCUAUCACGUUUGAAUGAAGGAGCUUCUCUGAUGAAUAUAGGGACAUUCAUUAGCAAAGAUUUACGCCAGCUCGUCUAGGACAGGGCACUAUCUACCAAUCCCCAUGGAGUAGAUAUCGUCAACCACUGGGAGACUGGAUAUGAAGAGUUUUCGGUUGAAUGGAUAGAAAUCGAGAUAUUGGCGUACGGCAUAUGAACUUUGUGUUAUACUCGGGCAUUGCGUUGGACGACGAGUGUGUGAUUUGACAGAAUUGGUCAACGUCGUGGACACUGGUGUACUCUUACCACGUAUGUCUCUCGUCUUUCCAAAAGAAUGAGAAGGGCAUAGGAAUAUGAGUUUGAGCUUCAGUCGGGUAAGUGGUAAGUGGUGAUAGAGUGUGGAGUGGUACAGUGGUUGUUGUCGGUGUUAACCUUGGCUUACCCCCACCUUUUCUAAACCCCGCUUAUGGUUACCUAAGCUUGUCAACUGAAUUCAAAAGCCUGUGCUUUCCCCCACACCGCC